AUGGUCCACCCAGAAACUGAGACAACUGAACAGAAUGCAGAUGACAGCUUUGACUUGGAAUCGCUGUUCAACACCGGCGCCCAUAAGAACAAAAAUGCUUCCAAGAGAAAGCCCACCAUGACUGGGUCAGUUGCCGAAAACAGCAGGCGACUUAGGAGAAAGACCGGGACCGACCAGAACGACACACUACUAGCUGUUCCGGAGAACAUCAAUGUCAACGUUAGCGAGGAUGGUGACGAGGAAGAGGAAGGAAGCAAGGGCAGCAUUACAAAUGCCUCUUCCGAGGACUUCGAAGGAAAAGUAAGAGCAGUCAUUGACAUGAAGAUUGGGGAUGACUUCGAAAACGUCAUUCGAAAGAAGUUCGUCAAGUCUAUUAGAGACCCCAUCACCAAGUCAACAAAGGAAAGCCUCGAGCGAUUCAAAAGUGAUGUUCUUCCGAAGUUGAACGUGGCAAAGGACCAUGCUGCUGAUGCCCACAAUAAAACGUUGCACCUUCAAAUGAUGCUUGAAGAAGAUCGCCAGAAUGAAAGGCGCUUCCAGAAGUUUGUUGUCGAGAAGUUGGGACAACUCUAUGCUAGACUUGACGCCCAGGGUGAGUGGAUGUACAGGCGCUUUGGAAGAAUGGGCGAUGGUAAGGCUCCACCAUCCAGUGGUCGUUCUGGUACCAAUACCGGUAGCAGGAACAGCAAGAUGGACGUCUGA
Seminavis robusta is the source of this 702-nucleotide messenger RNA. The record is from the annotation of a GenBank genome assembly. Lineage: Eukaryota; Bacillariophyta; Bacillariophyceae; Naviculales; Naviculaceae.